AACUCAGGGUGUGAUAAAACCUCUAUUUGUUCAGUAUUAGGGUGGCUUGAGUCAGCCUGGAAGAAAGAUAAACUGACAGAAUACAGAACACAGAAGAGGGUUAGAUGUCUCAAUGCCAAAUGUUUUUGCAGUUCUGUUGUCUCCUUUGUAGUAUUCUCCAUUGUUUUUGGUGUCUCAAUGUUAGACCCACAGGGCUUUGUAGAAAUAUUGGAAAAAUUCUCUUCCUUUACUAUCAACAUAGAAGUAGCUUUAUUUAUAUUUUUAAUGUGCUUUAAUGCCAGGAGGAAAGAAAAUCUGAAGCAGCAGAUACCGUUACCGAUCCCGUCCCUGUUUGGAUAUCUACUGUACCUGGUUCCGCUGUACUUUGGUUUUGCUGUGAUAUACGACGUGGGAUUAUCUAUAUAUGGCAUAGUGAGUGAACACUCAUCUCAGGCUGACCACAGGAUCUCAAACCAAACUUCUACCUUCCCUUUAACCUCUGUGGUGACUACUUCUUCCAUGCUUAUCAAUAAUUUAUCAACAGUCACACAUGUACCCUUUGUUACAUCUACAAGUAUAGGGGAAUAUAUAAAAAAUGUGUUUAAUAACUCAGAAACAUGAAGCACUUUGAUAAGUGUUAGUGUCUUUUCUAGUCAGAAAUUGUGAUGUACUUAACUUAAAUGUUUAAAUGAUGCUAAAAGCUUAUAAUGUACUUAUUUUUAAAUUAGGUGUAUUGAUGAUUUGUAUAGUUAACUACAUAUGCAGUGUUGUAGUUAGCAGUAUAUUACUUUAAAAUGAAAGAACUGGUUGAGAAAAUUCAGAGAAAGAUUUUCUCAA
This is a messenger RNA of Saccostrea cuccullata (small rock oyster), 816 nucleotides long. RefSeq lists its product as uncharacterized. Lineage: Eukaryota; Metazoa; Mollusca; Bivalvia; Ostreida; Ostreidae. The record is from RefSeq and is a predicted model, not a curated record. The annotation marks the transcript as partial. The transcript has 4 exons.